This is a messenger RNA of Arctia plantaginis, 1548 nucleotides long. The record is from the annotation of a GenBank genome assembly. Lineage: Eukaryota; Metazoa; Arthropoda; Insecta; Lepidoptera; Erebidae.
AUGACCCGACAAGUGGAUAUCAAGGCAUUGGUAUCCCAUAUAGUGCGUGGAGACGGAGCAGACAGAUGCCGAAUAUGUAUGGGUGAUACAUCGGAAGGGCAAGUCCACUUGGAAGAUACGGUUAUGAUGGAUGGUGAAAAGCCCGUGACACUCGCUGAGUUGUUAGAAGUAAUCACAGGAGUAGAGGUGCUGCUGGACGAUGACCUGCCCGUAGGACUCUGCUCCACAUGUUCAGUAUCGGCUCUAGAAGCAGCUGACUUCAGAUCACUCUGUCAUCAAGCUAUCUUACAGUGGGACACAACUGUAGAACUUCUAAACAAUCUGCCACCUAUUACGGAAAGUAAUAAAAAGGUGAUUGCUGUAAUAACGGAAAAUACUAUAUCUUUUCCUGUUCAAAAAGUAAAAGAAAAUAAUGAAGUACCUAAACUUCAAAAUAAAGCAAAGGAUCGAAAUAUUAAAAGCAGAAAGUGUCAAUGUCCGUUUUGUGGUAAACGGUUUCUAUAUGCGAAACAUCUGUGUCAGCAUCUGAAAGAGUCAUCAGAUAAUCAACGAGCCUGCCACAUCUGUGCUGAAAUAAUGUCUAGAGACGAACUAGUGAAACAUUUAUUAGAGACACAUAGUAGAGAACCGCAUGCUUGCAAGAAAUGUCCAGCUAUGUUUCAAUCAAAUAAACAAUAUAAAGAGCACUUAGGCAGGGCACAUGCUUCUGGGGCGUGUACAUGUGGAGAAUGUGGUCAAAACUUCCAAAGUUCUUAUGCCUAUUAUGCUCAUCUAUCUGUUCACACGCCGAAACGAUGUCCUAGCUGUGACGAGUUGUUCAGAAACCAAAAAUGCUAUUAUUAUCAUGUUAAACGAUGCUGCAACCUGGACAGAGAUCGUGCAGACACCCAUAGAACAAAAUCUAAAGUAACUGUAACAGUUAAAAAGAAAAAUAGAGACAUAAGAGUUGGUAUGAGAGGCAGUGCAGACUCUGAGUGUAUAUGUGACUAUUGCAACAAAAAAUUUGCUGGCAAAAAAUUUGUUGCAGCACACAUUCAGAUUGUUCACAUGAAAAACACUCAUCGGCCCUGCGUAUACUGUGGGAAAUCCCUCGCGGCUGCACAUAUGACCACUCAUAUUAAAAAACAUCUGACAAUUGAAUCUUUUCAAUGUGGUUACUGUGGAAUAAUACUAAAAACUAAACUAGGGUACAGCCAACACUUACGUCUGCACACUGGAGAAAGACCAUACGCUUGCAAAUUCUGUGGAGAAACAUUUACAGCAUCGUCCAGGCGUUCAGAACAUGUGAGAAAGUGCCACCAAAUGACAGAAGUAGUUUUAAAACAUGCUUGUGAAUUCUGUCCUGCAAAAUUCAGGCUACCGUACAGAUUAAAAAAACAUAUUAGCUCUGUUCAUGGCGGAGGGAAAGAACAAUUGCUGUUUGGCUGCAAUAUUUGCCAACAGAAAUUCAGUAGUUGUCGCGGAUUGUUGCAUCACAGUAGAAAACAUCAAGAAACUGUUGAGAAACCAGAGAAUAUUUCUAUGCUACCAUUAAAUCCUACUGUUUAG